Messenger RNA from Paramormyrops kingsleyae, 3651 nucleotides. RefSeq names its product glucose-6-phosphatase catalytic subunit 1a, tandem duplicate 1 (gene g6pc1a.1). Gene Ontology annotation, biological process: glucose 6-phosphate metabolic process; gluconeogenesis. The record is from RefSeq and is a predicted model, not a curated record. Gene Ontology annotation, molecular function: glucose-6-phosphatase activity. Gene Ontology annotation, cellular component: membrane. NCBI's taxonomy places the organism in Eukaryota, Metazoa, Chordata, Actinopteri, Osteoglossiformes, Mormyridae.
CUACAAACAAAUCUAUAAUGUCUCUGAGACUGGUGUCUUCUCAAGUGCUGAAUACAUUAACCUGUGUUUUGAGCAAGUGUUGUGGUACUUGUUAUGCAGAGUGUUGUUGUUUUUUUGCAAAUAACACAGUUAGUAACAAAGAGUGUCAUCCUCUCCAGCCAAAAGCUAUUUCCUACUUUUGGGCUGGUUGCCCUGUUGUGCAGUAGCCCUUAAGGUGGACUGGCGGUUCACCCUUAAUCAUGCUAACACAACCUACGCAAAACGUUAUGUCACUGCUAUAACUGUGUUUUAACUUGCCAGCCGCCGUAACCCUACCUUUUUCAGUCACACCCUCAGGUAGCUGCCCGGUGGCUAAAGGCUGUCUACCUUUAAUACACCCCAUGCUAACGGUAGCACCCCAAGCUCUUCACCACCGGGUGUAAUGAUCGAGCUCCUUAUGCUGUAGAUCCACAUUUAAUGACUGUGUUUUAAAUUAGGUCUGUGCUGCAACAAGUUGAAGAGGUAUAAUAUAAUUGUCUUUUGCGUGGAAUGUACCCAGAGGUAAAAAUGGACUAACCUGUUAACUUUUUGCUUGUUUUGAGUCUAACCAUAUUUGUGUGCUAGCUUCGCAUUUUCUUCUAAGAUAGUGCCCAUUCAUGGGUCUGGCUACAUGGUGGGGGGGCAGGCGGGCAGGACAGGCCUGGCUCUUCCAAUCAUAUGCUCAGCCCACCCUGGGGCCAAUGGCAUUUCUCUCGAAGUUUCCGCAAAUUGGUAUUUAGCGACUUUCAAUAUCCUUUCGGUGACAUGGGAGAAAUAUCCUAGCGGCAAGGCUUUUUGCUUGGACUCAAGGUGAUUAUGCUGAGUUUGAGUCACUAUAAUGAGCUCAUGUAGAAGCUGAUUUCUGUGUUUUCUGAGGGGGAGCAGAGGCAAUCCAUCUGGUCUGAAAUACUGACAAGCUGCACGCGACAGUGUGCCCAACCACCCCCUCAGCUUAAUCCUGUGCCCCCACCCCCCAAUUUUCAAAGCUGUAGCUGGGCUUGAAUUAAUACAUUUACAUGAUUUACAUGACAUAAAUCUACCACUGUUGCUUUGCCGAUUUGUAAAAUUAACUUGUUACUCAUGGUUAAGCUUUUGCCAGGCUAGUGCAGGGUGGAGUAAUCCACCUUUGACGUAGCUACAGGGCUGCACCAGGCCUCAGGGGUACAGCCGGGAAUUUACCUUGCUUUUUUAUUUGUAAUGGUUUCUGUGUUCCUGCAUUCCUGUAGUUAUGACCUUAUUUGAGUAAUUUUGGGAUUCUUUUGGUUUUCAGGCUGUUUGUGCUGUAACCAUUACCUUUUCUUUUUCCCCACUCCCUAGAGCAGAUGACAGAGGCUUUCUUCAGCGCUCACGGCUCCCCUCCCUCACACUGUGUGUGGUGAUCAUUUUGUAUUGAUAAAGUGUAACUCACCAUUCAUUGUGAUCACGCGUCUGGAGUGUGUGUGUGUGUGUGUGUGUGUGUCAGUAAGUGAACCUAAUAACCAGUGAGCUGGUCCUUGUAUAACAGUGAAGGUAAGCCAUUCCCGUAAUCAGUCUGCGUCUAUUACUUUAGGCUGAACUUAUUAAACUUGCUUAUUUUGCUUUGGGAUUUGAGUGCUAGCCUGGGCUUACUUCCAUUAGUGGGGCUUUUAUUCCUCCUGAGAAAUUAUAAAGGAGUAUUUUAAUCAUGGUUUAAUUUUAACAUAUAAAUUGCCCAUCUAAAUAUGCAUAUGUCUCUGUUUUCAGUUCCUAGCUUACCUGUGAGCCACUUGAAACAGGGGGGGGGGUCCUAUUCUCAAAAUAAAUUGAUUCCUGGGGUAAAAGUCCCUCAGUGGUGAAGUCAAGCACAGUAGUGGAUAACAUCUUGGUCACCUACCGUUAGGUCACAUUUAUAUAGGUCAGCAGAGCUGGACUGUCUGAGAGUCUGUAGCAAACAAACAAAUUUGUCGUCCUUGUAUAAAGUCCACGAGGGAGAGAACGGAGAGCAAAGCUGGGAAUGCAGACAGGCACACAGCCUAGUCCAACUCCAGACCCCCAGUUUCAAGCCCAGUCUCCACCUCUGGACUGUAUUCCAGGACCACCGUCAAGAUCAUGGACCUUCUGCACGGCAUAGGGGUGGACCUGGUUCUCUACCUCCAAGCAAACUACCGAAAUUAUGAAAGCGUGUUCCACCUGGCAUCUUCACUGGCAGACCUGCACACACCCAUCUUUAUCUUCUUUCCUGUUUGGUUCCACUUACAUCAGAAAGUGGGCAUCAAUCUAAUAUGGGUAGCUGUGGUCGGGGACUGGCUUAACCUGGUCUUCAAAUGGGUUCUCUUUGGGGAGAGACCAUAUUGGUGGGUCCAUGAGACCCAGUUCUAUGGUUCUGCACCACCUCCUGUCUUGCAGCAAUUCCCCAUCACCUGUGAAACUGGGCCAGGAAGCCCAUCUGGUCAUGCCAUGGGCUUGGCAGGAGUGUGGCAUGUCAUGGUGACAGCUGUCCUUGCAGCAAAUACAGAGAGAACGCACUCUGCUCUUUUCAGCUGGGUCGUACGCCUGGGGCUCUGGAUGGUGCUGGCUAUAGUCAUCCUCCUUGUGUGCAUGUCCCGGGUGUAUGUGGCCGCCCACUUCCCACAUCAGGUCAUCACUGGGGUCAUUGCAGGUAUGAUCGUGGCUGAGGUUUUCAACCGAGUGCAGUGGAUCUACAGUGCCAGUCUGAAGAAGUACCUGUAUGUCACCCUCUUUCUGCUGACCUUCGCCCUGGGUUUCUAUGUGCUGCUGAAGGCACUCGGAGUCGACCUGCUCUGGACUCUGGAUAAAGCAAAGCGGUGGUGCAUCCGGCCCGAAUGGGUCCACAUGGACACGACGCCCUUCGCCAGCCUAAUGCGCAACAUGGGCACCUUGUUUGGCCUCGGUUUGGGCCUGCACUCUCCGCUGUGCGAGCAGAAGAAGGAAAUCAAGAGCGCCUCCUUCAGGCUGGGCUGUAUCAUAUUCUCACUGCUGCUUUUGCAGCUGCUGGAUACAGUUAGCCUCCCUUCUAAGAGUAAUAUUUUGUUCUACCUGUUGUCCUUCUGUAAGAGUGCUGCCGCACCCUUCAUCACUGCUGCCCUGGUGCCAGGCUGCCUCUCAGUCCUCUUCCUAAGCAAAAAUGUUCAGAGGAACUUAUGACAAUGACGAAACAUGUUAGUCCUCAGGUGGAUUAUGGAGGCUAGCUUCCAAGGAUAAAAAUCUCAGUCUGCUGUCACUGACAAUUAGGUAGUCUUUAUACUUAGGUUCUUCUUUUCAAGACUGCCCAGACAAAGACUCCAAGAGGUUAAUGAUGGUUGUGGACUGAGUGCCUUCAGCUAUAUUUCCAGUUAAGGUUGUAGAUGCUCCUGCUGGCUGCUUCAGAACUUACUGGGAAAGUUGAGGUCAUGGUAUUCAAAGGAGUGAGUUCAGUUUGUUUGCACAUGGGCAGCACAUCUCCCCAGUAACAUGCCCUCCAGGGUUUUGAAUCUUGUAAACACCCCAUCAUGCGUGUUUGUGAUCUCACUGUACCUGUUUAAAACGUCCCUCAUAACUACAACAUUCAGAAGAAGAAAAUUGACUUAAAAUUUUUGUUUACUCAAAAUGUUAUUUUUGGAUUAACUUUUUAUUUCACAAAUCAAAAAUAAAUAAAUCUUGACGCUUUAUAAAUAA